Messenger RNA from Chlorocebus sabaeus (green monkey), 3705 nucleotides. It is a transcript of the gene CEBPZOS, whose product is annotated as CEBPZ opposite strand. NCBI's taxonomy places the organism in Eukaryota, Metazoa, Chordata, Mammalia, Primates, Cercopithecidae. The record is from RefSeq and is a predicted model, not a curated record.
GCGGCAGGAGCCGGGGGCGCGGAGGCGGCCAGCCUGAGACAGCUCUCUGCCUCUGCUGAAAAGCCGUCCUCUGCACAGCUAGACAGGGAGAGAUGUUGCUGCUUGAAACCGCGUUGCCUGCAGACGCUAAGCUGGGAGGCCGCCCCGCACAGGGAAGCAGCCCCGAUUCCCUGGAGCGCAGCCCCGGAUAAGGGGCUUCCGACCCAGCAUUGCACAUUUGGCUUGAGCUUGUGUCCCCGAGUCGGCUUCUCAGCCCCUUGUGAUGUUAACUGCAUGACACACAGCCCUGCGCCGAAUCUUUCAGAGGCGGCUUCGUGUUAAACUUCACCUAAACUCCUUCCCGGAAUGAUGCCUGUCCCUGUGCUGAGAAGGCAGGCGCUCCUCUGCCGUGUCUCCCUUGCCGCAGCUAGUAAACGUCACUUCGUUGUGGGUGGACAGGUGUGCCCCUGGUGGUCUGUAGCAAAGGAACUUGAAGUUUUAUCAUCGGCCUCCUGAAGCCGGGAGCCUCGGAGUGCAAAACUAUAUAUAUAUUUUUUGAAAGGAUGGCCCGUACUUUGGAACCACUAGCAAAGAAGAUCUUUAAAGGAAUUUUGGUAGCCGAACUUGUAGGCGUUUUUGGAGCAUAUUUUUUGUUUAGCAAGAUGCACACAAGCCAAGAUUUCAGGCAAACAAUGAGCAAGAAAUACCCUUUCAUCUUGGAAGUUUAUUACAAAUCCACUGAGAAGUCUGGAAUGUAUGGAAUCAGAGAGCUGGAUCAAAAAACAUGGUUGAACAGCAAAAAUUAGAUCCAGUCAUCACGUUCAGCCUCCCAUCUAAGCUGUUUGAGACCUUUGGGAGAAGAAAAGAUGAGUGUACUACCACACUGUAGACUCCUGGCGGUCCCACAGAACAUGCUGCUGAGUCACAGGAACUUCUAGCCUGCCUUGGCCUGCCGUUUCCCACCCACUAUACAAACCCACUGCUUGUUUGUUGCUUUUCUUCUCAUAUUUAUUGUCAAAGAUUAAUAUUUCAUAAAGAAAUGACUAAGGAAGGAAAAGAAACAAAUGCUCUAAAGAUCUUCUUUCCCUAAGCACUUUUACUGGUGAAAUAAAAACCAGUAACAAUCAAUAUCAGAAAUAAUUAAAAUGUCUAUAAACAUGUAAAGUUACUUAGCAAACUCAUGCUAUAUAAAAAUGGCUCACUUCCCUAAAAAAAAGUAAGUUUUGUAGUCUGCAAGUUUUUUUUUUUUUUUGCUGUAUAUACUUGUUAAUCUUACAUGUUCUCCUGAGAGAAGAUAAAGCCAUUCCUUCCAGGUUGUAAAGUACCAUGAAAAGGUCUUUCAAAAAUAUUCCUAUCAACCAGGCACGGUGGCUCACGCCAAUAAUCUCAGCACUUUGGGAGGCCGAGGUGGGCGGGUCACUUGAGGUCAGGAGUUCGAGACCAGCCUGGCCAACAUGGUGAAACCCCCUCUCUACUAAAAAUACAAAAAUUAGCUGGGCGUGGUGGUGCAUGCCUGUAAUCCCAGCUACUUGGGAGGCUGAGGCAGGAGAAUUGCUUGAACUUGGGAGAUGGAGGUUGCAGUGAGCCAAGAUUAUGUCACUGCAUUCCAGCCUGGGCGAGGGAGUAAGAUGUUGUCUCAAAAAAAAAAUUAAAUUAAAUUAAAAAAAUUUCCUAUCUUCUGAAGUUCUAAGCCAAAGCUAUUUUUAAAACAUCAAUAAAAAAAUUUAAGUUACUUACUUGCAUUAUCUUUGUUAGCCAUGGCAUUCAUGCCAAUGUUAUCAAACUUGGAUCCCAUAUUUUCAUCCAAUAGAUGGCCAAACUUAAACAAAAAGAUAAAUUUAUUAGAAAACUAAAAGUAAUGUAGAAUAGCUAGACUCUUAGAACAGUACAUUAGCCUUACCUCUUCAGCAGAUACAAAUAGGCUGGAAUCAUUGAAGUUUCUUUUCUUUUUUCUUGGCCCUAAAAAAAUUUGUAAGUCUACAUUAUUCAAUUAUAAAUCUAAUGAUUUUUAAAAAAUGCAAUGCAACAUGAUUUUAUUUUAAAAAUUAUACUUGGGUAAAAACACAAUUGCAAUAAUCUUCUAGCACCAUUAGGUAGCUGGCAUUUAAAUAUAAUUUAAGUUAGUAUAUAAUAUUUUUAAAAAGCUAACAACAUCCUAAUAGAACUGUUCAGAUGACAAGAGUGUCUUCUUGCUUUUCAGAUUUGGCCAGUGAUCGAAGUUUACCCAUAAGGGAAAUAACACAGUAUCAAGCAAUAGUAAAGUUAUCAGUUUGACAUGGAUGGGUUUUGAAAUACUUAAGACAAAACAUAAAAUUUAGUUCAGGGGUCUUAUUCUUUGGAGUGUAAGGAAAUUGAAAGUAUGUUUAUUAUGCUAUGAAUGAAGUUCUGUUUAUAACACUGAAAGAGGUUCUCCUUUAAACAACACCUACCUGUAGUACUGAAAGUAUAAACUUUUCCUGAAAAGUCUCUUUUCCUGAAACAAUUAUUCAAACUCUGCAUCUUUGAUAUCAAUGUCUCUAGCAGUACUAGAGCCGUAUUUUAAAAAGAGCUUUACCAAAUACACAUCAUAACAUUCAGCUGUUAUGUGUAUUAACGCAUUUAAGUGUAUUAAUGCAUUUUAGUAAAUUUACAGACUUGUUCAACCACAACCACAGUCUGAUUUUAGAACAUUUCCAUCAACUUCAAAAGAUCCUUGGUGCCAUUUGUAGUCCUCCAACCCACCUCCAAUCUAUCUUGUUUCUAUGACUUGCCUUUUCUGGCUGUUUCAUAUAAAUGGGAUCAUAUGACAUGUGGUUUCCUGUAUCUGGCUUUUUUCAUUUAGCAUAACGUUUUUGAGGCUCAUCCAUGUUGUAGUACUCCAUGCCAUGUUGUGGGCUACAUAAUAUUCCAUUGUAUGGAUAUACCACAUUUUACUUAUCAGUUAAUGGACAUUUAGGUUGUGUCCACUUUUUGGCAUUAAUAGUGCCGCUAUGAACAACCAUGUACAAGUCUUUGUAUCAGAGCCACUUUUGAUAAAAUAGUUUCUAAAGCAUUUCAUCUUCAUUAUUAUUAGGGUGAUAUGUUACUUGAUAGCUGUAUAAUACACAUCUGCAUGCAUUAGGAAGGUUUUUUUUGGGUUUUAUUCACCCUGUAGCGAUGCAUCUGUGACCUCAAAGAGUAGGCACUUCUGUACUGUGCUGGUUCCUUAGUUUCUUUUAUCCUGCUCCCGCCGCCACUUCAGCCUCAAGUGUGCAACACCAUGCCUAGCUAAUUUUUGAUUUUUGAUUUUUUUUUUUUUUUUGAGACAGAGUCUCACUUUGUUGCCAGGCUGGAGUGCAGGGGCACGAUCUCGGCUUACUGCAACCUCUGCCUCCUGGGUUCAAGCGAUUCUCCUGCCUCAGCCUCCCAAGUAGCUGGGCCUACAAGUGCGUGCCAGCACGCCCAGCUAAUUUUUGUAUUUUUAGUAGAGAUAGGGUUUCAUCAUGUUGGCCAGGAUGGUCUUGAUCUCUUGACCUUGUGAUCUACCCACCUUGCCCCCCAAAGUGCUGGGAUUACAGGCGUGAGCCACUACGCCUGGCCAUUUUUGAUUUUUUGUAGAGAUAGCGUCUCCUUGUGUUGCCCAGGCUGAUUAAAGCUUCUAUAAGGUAUGUUUAUUCUUAAGGAUAUCUACUCUAACACUUGCAAAUGUAGGGUGAUCAAUCAGUAAAUUAAUACAUCUGAAUCAAUUAAUAAAUCUGUUUAAAAUUC